Molecule: messenger RNA, 2793 nt
Organism: Cadophora gregata
Lineage: Eukaryota; Fungi; Ascomycota; Leotiomycetes; Helotiales; Ploettnerulaceae
Exons: 2
Coding region: 1-2793 (930 amino acids)
Source: RefSeq, a predicted model, not a curated record
AUGGAUUUGUUCAAAAAAGCUCGAAAGCAGGUGAAGGCUGCUGUGAAGGAUGUCCAGCAACAAGUCAAUCAGAUUUCCAGCGGAACGCACCAACAGCCUGCAAACACACAAUUGUAUGGAAACAACCAGCAGCAAUUUUAUGCUCCUCUUCAACAGCCUCCUCAGAAAACUCAAUAUCUUGCUUAUGGACAGCAGGCUUACCCAUCUCCACCACCACAGCACCAGUAUUCUUCUCCGACUGCUGCUUAUGGAUAUCCCGGACAAACGCAGACACAAACGGGUUACCAACCCCAGAAUCAACAACAAUAUUUCCCACCUCCGCAGUCAUACCCACCGCCGCCAUCAACAUCUAGCCCUGCUCAGACUCCCGGCUCUGCUCAUCGGCAGCCAGUUCCUGAAUACCAACCCACCUACCAGCAGCCACCGACUCAACAACCACACCAAUAUCCUCUUUACCAAGACUCAAAUCAACCGCCUACGCCUCUACCAACUCCUGCAUCAGGCUAUCCGCCAGCCGCGCCUCAGAAUGUCUCAGGAGCCCAUUAUUUUUCCUCCACCGCCCCAGAAAUCCCAACUGCCGGUCCUCUAGAUCCCACUAAACCGCCUAGUUCUGAUCCAGUUCAACAGCUCGAGGCACAGUAUCGAGGACUUGACAUUGGAGGCGUGGCCCAAUCGCAAAACUCACAAAAUGGGCCACAUACAAAUAUACCACAGCAAUAUCAAACAAGCUCUGCAAUAUCUCCAACCUCAGCUAGUCCUUGGAAAACGAAGUGCCCCCUAUUCGAAGAGGUCCUAAGCGAUGUGGUUCCAUUCUACGAAUUGAAUACCAUAGUUCUGCAGUCUCACUCCAUGCCAGUUCCUCCAGCAUCUAUCGUACUCGUCUGCGAGUACUGCUUCUUGACGGUUCUGGCACCGCAUCCACAUCUAGCAAGUUGUUUUACUAUACGACCGAAAGAUGAACGGCCUGCAGACAAGACCCAUCCCCAGAUCUCUUUCGAAAGGAUCGGUGGGUGUGCUUUAGCCUUUCCUCGAAUAAGAAGUACCGUUAUCAAUCAGUGUAUUCCGCAGAGGUCAAUCACACCGUUCGUCGAAUACUGCAGGCUUGAUGCAGACCUCGGUGCGUGUCAAGGAGGAUCUGCGACUGGACCAUACUAUACAUGCAAAGCUAUCGAUUCUUUGGCUUUCUGCAAUAGUUGCUAUGAAUGCUUCAUCGUCGGUACGCCGUUCCAAAGGAACUUCACGAAGCAGCAUAUGCCAGAGCCUCACAUGGAAUGGGGUUGCGACCUGGGAUAUAGCGGGUUCUGUAACCGAACACUUUUGGCAGAUCUCAAUAAAGCUCGACCCGAUUUCGCUCAUGUUGCAGCUGCCAUGAACAAGAAACUCAGUUUUGCUCCUUGUGCUGGAGAAGGGAAUGCGAUGUUCCCGGCCGGAGCAGGUCUUUCAUACGCCUACCGGUCUGUGGCCGACAAUAGUGGUGUGUUCUGCUCCACUUGCUUCUACAAUGACGUCGCAGGGACUCCUGCGGAGAAGUAUUUCGGUUAUGCCUUCGAGCUGGAAGAACCUCAGAAAGGAACUCUCUGUUGUGACUUGGCGAGUCCCUUUUCCAAAUACGCAAUGACCACUGCAAGGAAUGCCACUGACUUCAGCCUUUGGCUUGAUCCCAUUCAGGCCCAUCACUCUCUGCCAUUGUGCCCUUCAAUUGCUGGCACUGAUGAAGCAGACAUGCCUUCCAUGGGAGAAAAUUGGCAAACUUGGUACCACUUCAGAGAUCAUCCAAACAUCGAGUGCUGCCCACGCUGCUACCGAACAAAUGUCGCUGUGCUAGAAGCCAAGCACUUAUUCGUUCCAAUCACGAGAGAGUUGAAACCUGGAAUGAUUCGUCAAUGCUACCUAUCGCCAUCCAAAGAUAUGACGGUAUCCGAGAGUUGGGAUCCGAUGGACUAUGAGAAUACAACUUUCUGGAGGGGAAACUAUAUCAGAAAUCUUUUGAGAUAUGGACACUUUGCCGGAAACGAUUUCACAGUUGCCAUCACCGAAAUAAAGAAGAUUGCUGAGUUACCAAAACCUUGUGGCUCAGAACUUAGGCGCUUCAAGCCGGUCAAUGGAAGGAAGUGGUUUGGUCAUGUCGCUGGCGACCCAAAUGAUCCCAACGAUGCGACUCUUCUUAUGUGCGAAGAAUGCCAUCUUUAUUCCGUCAAAGGCACACCAUUAGAGAGUCUCUUGAGCAACGACCUCACACAUCUCACGUUUGAUAAUCCAGAAGGUCAUCGCUGCAGUACCUGGUCCAAGCAGUGCAAGCGGCGUCUUCGGACUGCCUGCGAGACUAGCAACUUUGCAUCAUAUGCUCAGUAUCACCACAAGAGAGAAGAAGUGUACGCCCGGAUAUGGAGGAGUAUAGAAGAGCUGAAGCCUCUGGGUGAGCUGGUCAAGGGACACACUGCGAGGAUCAAUGCCGAGACACAGAUGAAUAUCCAGAUGGGCAGCAUUAGGCUGGCACAGCAAUUGAACGCUCAGCAGAACGCAAUUAUUUCUGGGGUUGGGGGAAGUGUUGCUGAGGCUGCUGCGACUGACCACGGGUAUAGAUAUGGCAAUUCUACAGUUGGUAUGGGUUACCUCACCCACAGCGGCGCGAGUGCUGCCAUGGCACAUCACAAUGCUGCGAACAGUCGAUACGAACCUCCACUCGAUCUUAAUGUGUGGCGAAAUGCGCCUCUGGAGCAGCUGACUACAGAGUACCAACGGAGACUUGAUGUUCAUAGUCAGAUACAGGAAGAGUGGAAAGCAAUUGACUGA